Molecule: messenger RNA, 1668 nt
Organism: Magallana angulata
Lineage: Eukaryota; Metazoa; Mollusca; Bivalvia; Ostreida; Ostreidae
Product: piggyBac transposable element-derived protein 4-like
Exons: 1
Coding region: 1-1668 (555 amino acids)
Source: RefSeq, a predicted model, not a curated record
AUGGCGGCGCUACCAACAAACGAAGAUAUAUUGCGAGAUUAUUUUGAUUCUGACGACGAUAUAAGUGAAUUUGAAGGGUUUUCAGAUAACGAAUCUGAUAUAUACAUUCCAGAAGAGUCAAGUAGUAGUGAAAAUGAGGACAGUUCAAGUGAAUCUGAGCGAGAAAAUGACGACAAUUGGACGGAAAACCUUCGAGGAGUUCGUGUUGAACCCUUCACAGAAGACACUGGCCCUGUUUUUCCAGAUGAUUUCGAUGUCGCCACUGCAUCAGCGAAGGAUUAUUUUUUCUUGAUGUUCAGUGAGGAACAAAUUUCAGCAUUUGUGCGGCAUACAAACAAUUAUGCUCGAUGGAAAAUCGCUCAGAGGGGUGAGGCAGAUCCUGUUUGGUAUGAAGUCACCGAGGCUGAAAUGCGGGCCUAUUUGGGCAUAAAUAUCGUGAUGGGAAUCAACGAAAUGCCCUCUUACAAGGAUUAUUGGUCUAAAAACCUUUUCCUUGGAAAUGAAGGGAUAAAAUCAGUUAUGACCGUCAAGAGGUAUGAAAAGUUGACAGAGUAUUUUCAUGUGAGUGAUAGAGAAAAUGAACCUGCAAGAGGAACAAGAAACUAUGACAAACUGUACAAGGUACGUGAAGUGAUAACCAUGGCAAGAGAAAAGUUUAGAUCAAAUUACAGGCCAUCAAAAAACAUUGCCAUCGAUGAAGCAAUGAUAAAGUGGACAGGCAGAUUGUCUUACAAACAAUACCUCCCUGCCAAACCAAUCAAGAGGGGCAUAAAAGUCUGGAUGCGAUGUGAUUCGGAAACGGCAUUCUUGACUGACUUCAGCAUCUACCUUGGACGAGGAGAGGCUGCUUCAGAGAAUGGCCUUGGACAUGAUGUUGUCACCAAAUUGACUAGAGACAUUCAAGGAAAAAAUCAUCAUGUAUAUUUUGAUAACUACUUUACCGGUGUCAAAUUGAUGGAGGACUUGUUGACUCAAAACAUUUAUGCCUGUGGAACAGUGAGAAUAAAUAGACGCGGAUUUCCAGAUGAUCUCAAGGGAAAACUUAGAUUACAGAGAGGAGAAAGUCGGACAAGACAGAAGGGAAACUUAACUGCUUCAGUUUGGCAGGACAAAAAACCAGUGGCUUUCCUGAGCACUCUUAGUGAUCCUCGUCUGCAGGUUCCCGUCACCAGACAACAUGGCCGCAACGUACUCAAUCUGACCCAACCUCAUGCUGCCAAUGAAUACAAUAAAUAUAUGAACGGUGUGGACAGGCAUGACCAGCUCCGAAUGAAGUAUUCUGUUGGCCGUGAUAGCAAGAAGGCAUGGAAAUACAUUUUCCAUUUUAUUUUGAACUGUGCAAUGGUGAAUGCUUUCAUAAUAUUCAAUAAUGAAUCUCAGAGGAGGAAUUCAAAGAAAAGGUUCACUCAUGUGGACUUCAGACUAGAAUUGGCUCAACACCUAAUCGCUGGUUUUUCUGGCAGAAAAAGAAAGUCUAUGGAGAACCGUGAAGUUGUACAUGAGCCCCAAAACUUUGCCGGUCAUGAAUCUACCCAUAUGGGAACAAAAAGAAGAUGCAGAGUACACAUGAACAGAAAGGAAAGAAAAGAGACUGUUUAUGGAUGCAAAGUGUGCAAUGCACAUUUGUGCAAAGAUGGAUGCCACUUUGCAUACCAUUCUGCACAGUAA